Suillus subalutaceus is the source of this 3177-nucleotide messenger RNA. RefSeq lists its product as uncharacterized. Gene Ontology annotation, molecular function: calcium ion binding. Bases 1 to 3177 code for a protein of 1058 amino acids. The transcript has 7 exons. NCBI's taxonomy places the organism in Eukaryota, Fungi, Basidiomycota, Agaricomycetes, Boletales, Suillaceae. Gene Ontology annotation, cellular component: membrane. The record is from RefSeq and is a predicted model, not a curated record.
AUGUCCCUUCAUGAUACGCGGGACUCAAAUGUUCAGAUGGACACUAGCUCCCUCCAAUCGCCAUCGAAUACCCUUUCUCUAGGUUACCCACCUCUCGUUCCUCAACGCCCUGAGGAUCCUCUCAUACAAAAUACCAUGUCUCAUACUCCGCGUGAAGCUAUUUCCAUCUUCCAACGACCGGCGGACCCUAACGCUCUCCACCUCUCUCUUGCAGAUACCUCUCCUUCCACUGGAAUGCAUUCAAUGGAUGUACUUGAUACAAACACCUCAUCGCGUGCACCAGCACCUGGCUUUAUUUCUGAUUUUCCUUGUCGAAAUAUCUCAUACGGCUCAAUGUCGCGAAUGGAUAGUCAUCUUGCCCUUCACUCCCCGCAAAGCGCGACCUCGGGCUCCAGCGGUCCUUCAUCUGCCGUCCAUGGCGUGUCAUCUGCAUAUGCCAUGAAUACAUCGUCCAUCAUGGUCAACGGACAGUCUAUGAUUCAAUCUGUGCAUACCGGAGCGCUGGAUUCUUCUGGGUCUCCGGGGGCUUUGGGUAGUUCAGUUUCUGAGCUGGCGUUUCCCCCUUUAAGCAAUAGCUCAUCAAAGCCCACACAAGACCCAGGUUUUAUCUUUCCCCCCCCAGACAUACCUGAUUCGUUCACUGGGCGCGACAGCUCGCCAGAGACACCCGGCGACUCACACUUACUGGUCGUCGGAGACAUACUCAAAACUAUUGCGCACACCGCGCAAUCAGCAAGUACAGCAUGUUCUCGUGGUCAGGGUCUUGAGGCCAACGUCAGAAUUGAUGAGCUCAAGAAGACUAUUACAUUGGUCUCUGAGCUUAUUGCUGCCACAAAAAUUGCGGAUACUCCAGCCAUAUCACGUAAUCCUUCGCCUCGACGCUUUUCUUUGUUGGGCGCAAAUUCCAACGUUUCCCCGUCCACACAUGGCGCAGUUCCUUUAACGCAAGAGCAAUUGGCGUCGGGCAUGCACUUUUCCUCUGCAGCAGACUUAGGUACUAUGGAUGGUCAAAGUAAUGGUGAUCUUGCGGACAUGUCUCGGAAACGAUGUGCUUCAUCAAUGGCUGGUGACCGUCCUCCCUCAUCUACGGAAUUCAUUUCAACGUCACCGCUAUCGACAACCAUGCCACAUUCUGCUCAUUUCCCCCCUCCCCCCACCGUCCGGACCUCGUGGUCGGACAGUGCUGCCACAUUACCUCAUCGCAGCCAUCAGCAUUCACUUUCGGGUAGUUCUCUCAACGCCGGCAUCAAUUUUCAUUCGAUACCCAGCAAUGGCUCGUCUCUUGGACCACUCCCAUUUUCAACAACCGGAACAUUCCCUUCAUCAUCUUCACAGCCACGUUCUCUCACGAAUACCGGCUCGGGCAUUACCCCGCCGAUUGGCAGAGUUUCUAGAUCUAGUUCUUUCACGACUAGCAAUGUAAAUCCAUUGGCGUUCGGAAUAUCCGAGGUAACUCCCUCCAAUGCCCUUGAUUUUUUGAAUUCAGCACCUACUGCACAAUCGCUUGGGUCGCAUAGUCCAACUUCAUCUCUUGAAGGAGAACAUGACGAGUCCGAUGUCUCUCACAGCCCGCCUGAGUCCUCGGGAUUGAGGAUGACUUCUCACCAUUCAAGUUCAUCUCGCACUGUCGCGGGGCAUGACGUCCGUUCUCUCGUUACACGACAAUCUACAGAGAAUUUGUCUCCGACAUCAACGCAAGGGCACAGCAAUGAAGUUCCGCAAGAGUAUCGCGCGGAAGUUGACCGUAUCUUCUUCGAGUUCUUGAACAGUAUCUGUUCAAAUUUGGAUGCCACCGAUGCGAAAGGGGAGCCGAUACAUCAAACAUUAAUGGCAAAGAAAAUGCAACGUCUAGAUGAGUCACCUGAUUUUCGACCAUUUAAAUUCCGGAUACAGGCUUUCACAAAUGCAUUUUUGGAAGAGAUCCGCAACUACCUGUGGAACCAACCGUAUAUCUCGCGCUUCAACGAGGAUGGUAAAAAGACCAAGUCUAAGGGUAAUCAUAUUUGGAACAUAGAUGCAAAGAAGAGCCCUCAUGAUGGCACUUGGACUUUUCGCCCUUUCCAUCGGAAAGUAGCUGGCUCGCCGCCUGGUGUUGCUUACGUUGGCCUUCGGUGGUCUUGGGCACCUCGUAUAUGGGAUCCACAGGCGUCGCGAUCGAACUUGAUAGUUACGUAUGCAUCGCCGUCCCUCCCAUCAUGGCUAUUUUGGGAAGACGAUGUGCUGUCAGGAACACCUCCCCCGGAUGCAGAGAGCUGUGACAUCACGGUUGUGGCCCGUUAUGUUCAAGAUGGGCAAGAAGAGCUGCUGUCGCAGACCUUCCAUCUUAAUAUUGUGCCUGUCUCGAACCUUGACACCUCGUUCUCUGCCUCGCGUCGCGGUUCUAUGAAUGGGGAGAUGCACAAGCCACGUCGUGUGGCAACUGAUUCCACAGUUCCUCAGGCAUCUCCCAGGCCGUUAAGGUCCCAACCAUCGUCUGGUGGUCUGGUGUCACCAGUUGCCACGCGUGAUGCGCAAGUGAUUCAAGUGCUGACGUCAGCUGCUCAGCGUGUCGCUCAAGAAGCUCAGUCUCAAAUAAUCUCUUCCGCGACACCAGGCGAGCCCGGCCCUGAGCUGCAGGCCCUCGCGAAGCAACAGCAUGUGUUAACAAUUACCGCACAAGCGUUCGACCAAGAAGUGACUGGUCAACAACGGUCGGAGAUUGGCCCACAGGCAACUACUGUGUUAGCAGCAGCGGCACAACAGGUCGUAUUCCAGGCCGCACGCCAAGUAGUUGCGGAUCGCUCUGCCGCUGUUGCGAGUCAGAUCUCCGCGGGUUUCACUCCCCCACCUGAUGCUGCUACACAGGUGACUGUUAAUGAAGUGUCAGUUGCCACGCAAUCAGCCGUUGCACAGGCUGUCGAAAUCACUGGACCGUUAUCCAACGAGGUUGACGUCCUGAUGACGGCAAGUUCCUUGUUGCAACAACAGAUUAGAGCUCCAGUAAGUCCAUUUUCAGCGAUGUUCGAUUCCGCUCAACGAUCAAUGCCCAUGAACUCUUCGCAUUCCCACUCUGCCGGAACACUACCUCUAGCCCCAUCAUAUCCAGCAACCAUGACUGCUCAAUCCAGUGUUGGUGUCGUUCAUUAUCCAUCCGCUAUGUCUUCUGGUAGCUUGUCAGACUUUGGUCAACUAUCAUGA